Nerophis ophidion (straightnose pipefish) is the source of this 7798-nucleotide messenger RNA. RefSeq names its product Gse1 coiled-coil protein b (gene gse1b). Lineage: Eukaryota; Metazoa; Chordata; Actinopteri; Syngnathiformes; Syngnathidae. The coding region runs from base 291 to 6377 and encodes 2028 amino acids. The transcript is spliced from 17 exons. The record is from RefSeq and is a predicted model, not a curated record.
UCAGCUGGAGCGUGGACCUGGGAUGGCGUGGAGUACAGUGGGAGCGACGACGCGGCCAAACUUUGCAGAGCGGGCUGCAGAAGUCAUGUUCUUCCAAUAUCCGACGCGCGAAGCAACAUGUGGAUCGCAAGCUGCGGGAGUUCUGUCUUUUUAAAGUGGAUCCACGCGUGGGAGAUAAAAAGUUACUGUCGUCCGACUGGGAUGCAUUGCUUGAAAGUGCAGAUACAGACGAGUGCAUGAGGAGGACAUGGACCAUGUAGCCUUGCGUUGGCUUUUCACAUUCUAACACAAUGCAUUCCCCUCGCGGCAAGGAGCUGGCGCUGUUAUCCAGGAAGCACCGACUCAUGGCAGCGGCGAUGCCCGGCGAGGACAGCCUUUUGCCGGGCAACACUUCCAGGACGGACCGCAACGGCCUGGGCGCACUGGUGCAUUGUUUUAUAUGUGGCAGCGGCGUGACGGCGGGGAAAGAGCUGCGGCUACAAGUGAGCUACCAAAAGGAGACACUGCCGUUUUUCCCCUUCCUCCAGAACCAGGAGCCAGCCCCGGGUGCGAGCGAGCUCAGCCCGGAUGGUUACGCGCGGGUGUGCGCCGUGUGUCACUGCUUCCUGGCCGAGCAGUGGAACUCCUUCGAGCGGAGCGGGACGCCCAUCGAGAAGCGCAUGUAUUGGCUCAAACGUCCCUACCAGUGCGACUCUCGCCGGGUCCCGCAGGAAUGGAACAUCUCCUACGAGCUGGAGCGGAGGAUCAGCACCGGGAGCCACAAUUACGACGGCGGCGCGGAGUCCGACUUCUCCUCCUUUUCCGAUAACAUGUCCGACCAGGAGAUGGAGGUGGUGGAGAGAGGCGCUGCGGGCAAGUAUCCGAGGGCACCCGGGAAGUUGCCGAGGGACAGUAGCAGGAAGAACAGCGUUAAAAACAGCCCCGGUUCGCCGAGGACGCUCCCCCGCUUCUCGGCGGGGCUUUACGCAGCGCAGGGGUCACCCGAACCGGAGAGCGUCCCUCCUACAAGACGGGCCGCUAAAUCAUCAUAUCAUUUGUCCAAGUUCCAGGGGAGGACCUAUGACAGCCAUUUCCCCGACACACCUGUGCCAGACAACCUGGUCGUGACGCGGAACAGGUUGUGGCUGCAGGAGGUGGGGAGUGGGACAAUGCGUCCAUCCACUCUCCACUCCAAAGGUAACAGAGAUGUCCACAACUCUGAUGAAGAUGAGAUUAACAUCACCGGCAGGGACAUGCUUGGCGGUAUAAACGGCAAAGGGUCUGCCGGGGACCUUUUGACCCUAAAGUUUGCUCAGCCGCACAAUUCCGCAGAAGGACGUACUUGCUUCAUCUGUGGGAAUUCUUUCAUUCGGAACGGGAGUUAUAAAGUCAGUGUUCAGAAGCAGGAGACUGAGCAGGGGGAGCCUUUCUUCCCCUUUCUGUGGCUCCAUGCCCCCCCACCAGGGGCCUUACCCAUCAGCCCGGCAGGUGCCACCCUGGUGUGUGGCAGCUGUCACGCCUCCCUCAUGCAGCAGUGGCACGACUUCCAACAGGCGGAUGUUCCUGUGCUCCAACGCCUCUACGUUGUCCCGCUCAACCCGGCUGCAAUCCGGCAUACUGCCCUGCCGGAGAAACCGACGGAGAGCGCCGACGAGGGUCCCCGCGAGGCCUGUUUCCUCUGCGGGCGGGAGUGUCAGGGUGAUCAAAAAGUAGUGCAUGCUCAGGCCGGUGUGGGUAAAUCCCGCGCUGUGAUGUAUUUCCCCUUCAUCAACAUGCUUCCGUGCCCGCCCAACGCCCGGCCGCUGAGGAACGGGUGCGUACACAGCUGUUCGCAAUGCUUUUUAAUCCUGGAGGACAUCUGGAGCGCAUAUCGCCUCAGUCUCACCGAGGACCUCAUCACCUCCAUCAGCUCCUUCCUGGUCAGGUACCAUUCCGUCAACGCCAUCGAAGCGUUCGGAUCUGUUCGUUCCCAUAGUGGCGCUUCUUCGGAUAACUCCUUGUCUGUUUGCUACCUUUGUGGAGCGGAGUUACCCGCCGGAGGAGAGCACCAGCUCCACGUCAACCCAACCAAACGCUGCGGCGAGAAGGAGCCCUUCUUCCCUUUCCUCACAGUCCACCCUCCCGCCCCCAGCGCCAAGCCGGUUGACGCCACAGGCCUGGUGUCAGCCUGCAGCCUCUGCUACCAUGACCUAUACGCUCAGUGGGACCAGCAUGAAAGAAAGGGCCCAGGUGGCGCCACACCCUCCCUGCCCUCCACCUCUGGCUCCUCCAGCUCACCUUGGGCCCGCCAGUACACCUGUGAGGCAUUUGUGUGCUUCUUCUGCAGGCAGGAGCAGCGCAGGCAAGGGCAGAUGUGCAGGGUCACUGUGGCCAGGCUGCCGGUCUUCCUGUACGCACCACGCAGCACUCGCACACUCGUGGUGGAUGACGGGAGGACGCUGGUGGUGGGCUCAUGUGUGGAUUGUAAGGCCAUGGUGCAGGUGGGACACAGCGCGGAAGACACGGAGAGGCUGCGACAUCUGGCUUCAGAUGGGGAACUGCAAACCACCUCGCCAGAGUCUGCAAGACAGCCCUGCAUUGUGACAAAGGGGCCAACACGAGCCGACGAGGAGGCCAACCUAAAGACCUCUCCACCUGCAGAGGAACACACUCCUUCUCGCCCUGCCGCCUCUGAGUCAGAGAUAGUGGAACGAAUCGACCGCCCAUGUUCCAGCAUGAGCCAUGAGCCAAAGUCACCAUCCUUAGGAAUGAUCUCCACGGCAACCCGUACAACGGCGACUGUCAGCCCCCUCACCCAGUCGCCUCUUAACGGCUCCAUCGUAGCCAAUGGAAGCCCGGCUGCACAGUCGGCUCACUCUGGAUUUGCCGCAGCCCUCCGAAAACUGGCAAAACAGGCAGAAGAACCACGAGCCGCCUCCUCCAUCAGCAGUGAAUCCUCCCCAGUGUCAUCGCCAGCGACCAAUCACAGCUCUCCAGUCAGUACGCCCAAGAGGGGUCCUCUCGGUCCAGGGCCUGUUCUGGUUCCCCCAGCAGGCCACAGCGUGCCAAACACUCCGCCUGUUGUCACCAUUGCGCCAACCAAGACUAGCAACGGCCUCUGGAGGAGCGAGGGACGGCAGGCUGAUUCAGGGCCUCGUGGGGCCAGCAGGGAACGCCUGGGUGCAGAGGGGACCCUCCCCCAGGAAAAAGGCGGUCCUUCAGUUCCUGCUCACCUCCUGGGAAACCCAUAUGCCUUUGGUUUAACCCCCGGUGCUGUAAUGCAGGAUUCUCGUUUUCAGCCGCUCAACUUGCCGAGACAGUUGCCUAAUGCAGUGCCGCCUGGUCCUAUACCAGAAGAAUACCUACGUGGUUUCAGACCCUACGCAACAACUGAGGAUGCCCUCCGUGUGCCCUCUUUGCCCUUGGGCCUGGAUCCCGCCACAGCAGCUGCUGCAGCUGCAUACUAUCACCCUAGCUACCUGCCACACCCCUCCUUCACCCCAUACAGGAUGGAUGACCCAUUCUGCCUCUCUGCUUUGAGGUCACCUUUCUAUCAACUUCCAGCAGGGGGAGCAUUACCCCCCAUGCAUCCAACUGCAGUCCAUAUGCAUCUGUCAGGCGUGCGCUAUCCCGGAGACUUCACGCACCCUUCACUUUCUGCACUGCAGUCCGAGAGGCUUCAGCUGGAGGAUGAGCUGCGGCAGCGAGAGAGGGAGCGGGAACGCGAGCGGGAAAAGGAGCGGGAGCGGGAGGCGGAAAGAGAGAAAGAACGGGAGCGAGAGAGAGAGCGGGAGCUUGAGAGAGAGCGAGAACGGGAGCGAGAAAGGGAGAGGGAGCGGGAGCGGGAAAGAGAGCGCGAAAGAGAGCGGGAGAAGGAGAGAGAAAGAGAAAAAGAACUUGAGAGGCAAAAGGAGAGAGCAAUGAGGGAGAAAGAGCUGCAAGCGUCCAAAGCUUUGGAGAGCCACUACCUGGUUGAGCUCCAUGGCAUGAGGGGGCAGGAAGACAGAGCCAAGCCAGAGAGACUCACCCCUAAUCGGGCUGAUAAAACCAAAGAGCCCCUGCUUCCAGCACCCAAACCAGUCCCACCAGGACUCCACCCUGCAAUGGGACAAUCACAUCACACGGUUCCCAGUCUGAUCUCAGGGCACGGGCUCUUCAUGGGGCCCACCAGUGCUGUGGGAACCGGUCUCCCGACCACCUUAAUCACUCCCAGGAACAACGAGGAGGAGAGGUGGUUGGCAAGGCAACGCAAGCUGCGGCAAGAGAAAGCUGAUCGUCAGUACCAGGUGUCUGAAUUCCGCCAGCAGGUUCUGGAGCAGCAUCUGGACUUGGGACGGCCCGCUGACGCACCAGAACACAGACCAAAUAACCAUGAACCAGGAAGCAGAGAACUCCACUCCCACUUAGGUGCCCCUCCGCCCCUUAUAUCCCCCAAACCCUCCCAGCCAAUGCGGGAACACCACCCUCCACUUCCCACAACUUUGUGGAACCCUGCGUCUCUUAUAGAAACGUCCACCGAGUCCAGACAGAACCACGAUCCCUCAGGAAUGGGACACUAUGAGCUCAGCCGGCUGCCCCCCAGCCACUCCAAGUACGACGAUGUAGCCAGGCGGAGAGACGGCGGAGGAAUGGAAAAGUAUCUCCAACUGAGGGGACCUCCGGGUCUGCCGGAGCCAAGCACAUUCCUUGCUGAUCUGGAGAAGUCCACUCGCUCUUUCUUCAGCCAACAGAGGGGGUCCAUGUCCCUCACCAGCCAGUACGAGCUGGAGGGAGCCGUCAAAAGCAACGCCGGACAGAAAAGUUUCCAUGGGCACGGUCGACAAGCACAAGGGGUUGGGACGGUCUCUGGUUCAGCCCUGGGACAGGUAGCCACACUGGGAAUGAUGCCAGACACAAUGCUGAUCUAUGACGAGAUUCUUCAGCAACACAGAAGGCCCGUCAGCAAACUGGACUUGGAAGAGAAGCGGAAGAGGGAAGCCAAGGAAAAAGGUUACUACUAUGAGCUGGAUGACUCAUACGAUGAAAGUGAUGAGGAAGAGGUGAGGGCACAUCUCAGAAGGGUUGCAGAGCAGCCACCACUUAAACUUGAUGACGCCACAGAGAAAUUGGACUUCUUGGGAAUGUUCAACCUGACCACUGUGGGCCAGCGGGACGAGCUGGUACAGCAGAAGAGAAGAAAGCGACGAAGGAUGCUCAGGGAGCGGAGCCCCUCACCAGCUGCCUCGCAGUCCAAACGCACUCCUCCACCUGCUCCUCCCCCGCAACUCAGCACGCCCUUCACCCCCGAGGAGAUGGACCGGGCGCCAGAGCUGGAGGAAAAGAAGCGCUUUCUUACCAUGUUCAGACUUUCCCAUGUCACCAUUCAGCAGAGAAGAGAUAAUGAAAGGGUAGUGGAGCUCCUCCAAGCCAUUAAAGAGAAGAGCGUAACCUUGGAUACCAUCAGACAUGCCCCUCAGCCUCCGUGUAAGAGCCCUGCAUCACAGCUCCUUGAUUCAGCAUGUUCCCAUCCCGCCUCUGAGUCAGAAGACCACAACGGUGUCAGCCCGCACAGCCCCACCUCACAUUGCCCCUCGUCCCCUAAUGGCCAUCCAAAAUCCCUCGGGGACACGCUAAGACCAAAGGAUCCUCCCUCCCCAGCUGUCCAUCCAGACAAGGGCCGGGGGCCCGGCGAAGGGCCAAUCUCCAAGAGGAGUUCCAGCCUGCUAAACAGCUUGCGGCCUCCCAUGCCUCUACAGGCUAAAGAGGUUCACAGCGUGAACGGUCGCACCAAACCCUGGGACAGCUUCACCCCGGAAGAAUUUGCCCAUCAGUUCCACGAAUCUGUGCUGCAGUCCACCCAGAAGGCGCUGCAGAAACACAAAGGCGGGGCCGUAGGGAUGUCCGAGUCCUCCCCCCUGCAGGAGUCCUCUGUCCAUUACAACAUUCCUGAGCUCCAGAUCGCCCCCAGCAGGCCGCAUUCCCACUCGCACUUGACAAGCACGCAUCCGCACGCUCACCCUCAGCCCAACGGGCAGCACUUCUCCACAGCGCCGCACCGCGACGCCUCAGGGACGAGGGAGGACCUUUCGGCCUCCGAGGAAGAGGAGGACCAAGAGGAGGAGGAAGAGGAGGUGCCAGCUUCCAAGUGGCAAGGGAUUGAAUCCAUAUUUGAAGCUUAUCAGGAAUAUGUUGAAGAACAAAGUCUGGAGCGACAAGUGUUGCAGAGCCAAUGUCGACGACUGGAAGCUCAAAACUACAACCUCAGUCUCACUGCUGAACAACUGUCUCACACCAUGGGGGAGCUGAUGUCCCAAAGGCAGAUGCUGGCGCUGGAAAGGGAGAAGCUGCAAGCGGAGCUGGAACACUUCAGGAAGUGUUUAACUCUGCCACAGACACACUGGCCCAGAGGUGGGCAUUACAAGGGUUACCCCCCCAGGUGACAGCACCCGUCCAGGAAAGCCCCGCCCCCUGUCCCCAGCUGCUUUUGUCAGACUGAUAGUAGAUCCAUCAUCCCCGCUUGGGCGCCAAGCAGGCUGGAUAAAAAGUGAAGGAAGCCAACGUGUGCCAGGGCUGCACACACUCUCACACCUGCUUUUCCUUCAGCCGCCACCCAGACACAGACAAUCCUGCCAAUGACGGAGCAACCCCAAUCCCUUGGAGAAGACCUCUCCAAAUAAAGUCCAUGAGAAGGCGCCACGGCCGGCCGGGCAGUGAAGUCGGCCGUGAGAGCGUUAGAAGUGGACGUGCACUUAAGACUAUCUGGAGAACUACCUGGUGGUACUGUGUUACAACAAAGACGUCUUUGAAUUUGGGCAGAAAUGUUCAUUUUGAAAAGAAUUAAGUAAAUGUUUUAUUUCAAAAUAGAAAAUUUGAGAAAUUUUAAAAAGGUGCUUCGGCCUUAUAUUGUAUAUAAUAUGAAGACUUAAAAGAUUUUUGUAUGUUUAUUAUUUUAAUCAUUGUUCUUUUAAAAGAGAGAAAAAAAGCCUGCCAUUUUUUUUAUAUGUCAAUGCUUUUUUGGGCAAUUUGUUUGGAAAAGAAAGCCUUGCUUUUAGUGUUUGUACUGCUGCUGGCCAGAACAGCUCAUUCUAACAGAAAACAGGAUCUCAUUAACUUUUUAUUCACAGCAAAGUAUGUCCGUGCCGCUGACUUGACAGUUUGUUUUUUUACUUGCCUUUUUUUUUUUUGUUUGUUUCAAAAACAUGAAGUAAAGCCACCAGCUUAAUUUCCUGAAGACUCCUCAUCUCAUAUAGCAUUAAGUGACAAGCCUCCGCCUUUUCUCCACCACCAUGAAGGGCCCAGUGCCAAUUGCAUUUGAAAUGAUUUAGCCAAAACAAAACACAGGGCCACAAUAGGAAUAAGCUAAAAGCCUAAAAAUGCCAGUCAUGCUACAUUCAAUUGAACAAUCACUUGCCAAAUUGUGACAAAAUUGACAACUUCCUCGCCGACUUGAACACUUUCCAUCAACUUGCGAGAAUUUCAAUACUUCAAUUUAGGAAAUGCGCAGACAUUAUCAGUCGAUGAAUAAGUGCCUCCUUUCUUUUCAGUCAGUGAUCGAACUUGCAUGGAGCUCAACUCUUUCUCAUUCAUGUCAGUUCAGCCAGAACGCUGCAGCCUAUUGGUUGGAAGGCCUGGGUAAACUACAGUAGAAGCCCCGCCCCCCUCUAUAUCACCACCCGCGCAUGGCCACGCAAAAAUAGCACCAGUGGAGGAUGUCUAGAUGCUGUGAAUCCUGUUUUCAGAAAUGUUCGUUUGAACCCAUUGUAAUGUAAUAUAUUCUUUGUUGAAUGUAGUAAUUAGGUAUUUAUGAAUAUAUGGCUGUGAUUUCAGACAAAAAAAGAAAAUAAAAUAUUUCCAAAAUGUC